Emiliania huxleyi CCMP1516 is the source of this 1339-nucleotide messenger RNA. RefSeq lists its product as hypothetical. Bases 19 to 993 code for a protein of 324 amino acids. The transcript has 9 exons. Gene Ontology annotation, biological process: mitochondrial citrate transmembrane transport. Lineage: Eukaryota; Haptophyta; Isochrysidales; Noelaerhabdaceae. The record is from RefSeq and is a predicted model, not a curated record.
AUCGCAGGAAGCCGCUGCAUGGCUCCCGGCGCACAGGUCGACCUGAUCUCGUACCUCUCGGGCGCCGGCCUCGCCGCGCUGGUCAACUUCCCGCUCUGGAAGGCCGCUGCCAUUGGGCAGAGUGGCUUCACGGCGCAGGGGCCGACCUUCUUCGCGAGGCUAAAAGUGCUGCUCGGCCCGCCGUACAAGGGCGUCGCGGCGACGCUCUUCGGCAUGACGUGGGCACGCGCCGCGAUCUUCUACUGCGCCGACGCCGGCCGUGACCGCAUGCUCGCGCUGGGCGCCUCGCCUGCCGCGGCGACCGCCCUGCCGGCGGUCGGCAUCUCGACGCUGGUCCAAGUGGUGAACCAGCCAAUCGUGCGAGGGACGAUCACGAUCCAGGACCCCAGCUCGCGCCACGCCGGCCUCGUCGCCGCCCUCCGCCACAUCCACGCCACGCGCGGCGUCAGCGGCCUUUGGCACGGCACGGUUCCCGCGGUGGCAAAGACGGUGCCGAAGUAUGUCGUGGCGAUCUGGGUGAAGGACGCGAUGCAAGAGCUGCUGCCGAAGCCGACGGCGCCGCCCGGCGCGCCCGGCCACAGGUCACAGGUCCUCCAGGCGUCGGCGGUCAAGUCGAUUGCUGCGGGCGUCGCCGGCGCCGCGCUGACUAACCCCCUGGACGUGAUUCGAAACGAGAUGUUCAAGACGGAUGAGGCGCUCGGCGAGACGACGCGUCGGUUGCUGCGUCGCGAGGGCGCGUCUUUCUUGUGGCGGGGCAUGGCGCGCAACCUCGUCGCCGUCGCCGCCCCCAUCGGCAUGACGAUUUUCCUCACGGACGCGAUCGUCGACUACCGCAGCUCGCGCGGCGUCGCCUCCCCCGCCGCCUCCGCCUCCGCCGCCACAGCCCCCGCCGCCUCCGCCGCCGCUUCCGCCGCCGCUGCCGCCGCGCCCGCCGCCGCUGCCGCCUCCCCCGCAGCCGCCGCCGCGUCCGAGCGGGGGUUGCGGCCGAUAUGAGCUGUUGGAGUCCAGCCAGUGGCGGUGUCGCUAGAGGUGUCGCGGCGCAGUGGGCUUGCGCCAGGCGCCCGCCGGAGCCCAGAGAUGCCCUCGUGGAGAGGGCGCAAUGGGUUGGUGGCGCGCGUGGUGGCGCGCGUGCAUGCGCAUAGUCGGUGUAGGCGGGAGCGUUCGUGGGAAACGCCGGGUUGAGUGUUGAUCAUGUGUGAAAUGUGCCGCGUCGAGCAGUUGUGUGCGGCACGGCCCUCCAUGUUUAAACGCGCGCGGUGGUGUGCCGUGUGCGCGGUUGUAAUGUCUCCUCAGGACGGUCAGGCAGCCGACAAUAAUAAUCGAGACGACACACUCCAAA